Pocillopora damicornis (cauliflower coral) is the source of this 1513-nucleotide messenger RNA. Its product is annotated as stimulator of interferon genes protein 1. The record is from RefSeq and is a predicted model, not a curated record. Gene Ontology annotation, biological process: innate immune response; autophagosome assembly; positive regulation of macroautophagy. NCBI's taxonomy places the organism in Eukaryota, Metazoa, Cnidaria, Anthozoa, Scleractinia, Pocilloporidae. Gene Ontology annotation, cellular component: autophagosome; endoplasmic reticulum membrane. Gene Ontology annotation, molecular function: cyclic-di-GMP binding; 2',3'-cyclic GMP-AMP binding.
UUAGCUCUCUUCAAUUUGGCGCAUUAAGCUGUGGCUAACUUCACGAGUAAGAAAAGUCCUUCGUGAGAAAGGAAUAGUUUUAUCCUCCAUGGCUGAUAAUCAUCCUCCCCGAGCAGAUGACGUGGCUCAGCAAGCACAUAAUGGCUUUGGACCACUUUCCGAGCUUCGUGGAAAUAUUGCUACGAUCGCAUCAACGAUCGUGGUUGUAUUUAGUAGCGCGGUGCUUUUGUUCGUAGUGAAGGAGAACGAAAAGAGGGAAGGGAUUCAUUUUCUGGUGUUUAAAACAGCCUUGCUUACCUUGAGUGUCGUUCUCGGAGAAAUAGUACGAAGAUUGUGCCUAGUGUUUGAAGAGAUUACACACAAGGACGCGAGAUAUCGAGGAAACUGGAAGGCUGUUCUCAAGACGACUUUCACUUUCGAUAAUUCCGGUAGUAUUUUAGUCGUCGCCAUCGCUUCCGCUCUAAUAUUGUGUCUUGGGCUGUAUGAACAAUACGAAGUAUUCUCUAGUCCAGGUUUCUCCAUCUUGUUUUUCCUGAACUGUCUCGUGGUUCCGCAGUUGUCGUUCCUUGUGGGUCUUCGACAGCUCUCUCCUGUAGAGACAUCGGAUUUGAACGAAAAAGAAAACAAGAAUGUGGCUGAUGGGCUGGCUUGGGGCUAUUACUUUGGUUAUCUGAGGCUGGUGCUGCCAAGACUGGAACAACGGAUAUCAGAAUCGGACCCAUUUCGUCAUAAGAUAAUAGACAAGAAGCUUUUCAUUCUACUUCCAAAAACGUGCUUCACAUGUGAUGACAUUGAGGAAGCGGAUUCCAGGGUAAAAUGGGUCGGCAAUCUCCCGGAGAGUAAAAUUAACAGGGGAGGAAUUAAGGAGAGAAGUUACAAGCAUGCGGUACAUGAAAUAGUGAUGCCAGAUGGGACAAACGAAAAGUACCACUUUAUUGUGGAGUAUGCCACGCCUCUGAUGACCCUUCAUGAUAUGUCUAACUUCCAAGACGCCCAAUUAACGGCUCCAGAGCGGGAUCACCAGGUAGUGUUGUUCAUUCGAAAACUGAAGGAAAUUUUGGAUAAGAGUACAGAAUGUAGAGGAAGGUAUGAAUUGGUUCCAUUUUCAGGAGAUGAGGAGAAAAACAAGAUUGCAGAUAUCCUGGUUGAAAUGCAUAAAGCUGCCAAUGUGGAGAUGGAUGAGGAAGCUGAUGAAGUGAAAAUACCAGAACAGUGACCGCUGUGAACAAAAUGAUAUUGCUUAUUCAUUAUAGGAGGGAUCUGAGACAUAAAUACAUCAGUCUAUAAAAAACUGAGAACAUUUUUAGAAAGUAGUAUAGUCUAUAAAGACAACUGACACAAGUACUAUUGUGAAAAUACCAAAUUUUUUCUUUUUACACUUUUCUGAUACAGUUGUUCACUGAAACUGUAAUUUCACAGCAUUUUAUACCAAGGAAUCCUAAAGAUACUUUGUUGAUAGCUAAUAAAUAUACUGAUGUCCUUAACUGUCUGAGGGAGGCAGAAAAAUGUGAAA